Messenger RNA from Bombina bombina (fire-bellied toad), 4561 nucleotides. It is a transcript of the gene BICC1, whose product is annotated as BicC family RNA binding protein 1. The transcript has 15 exons. The record is from RefSeq and is a predicted model, not a curated record. Lineage: Eukaryota; Metazoa; Chordata; Amphibia; Anura; Bombinatoridae. Gene Ontology annotation, molecular function: RNA binding; protein binding. Gene Ontology annotation, cellular component: cytoplasm. The coding region runs from base 16 to 2319 and encodes 767 amino acids.
CUACCUUUGGUGUUAAUGUUUGAACUGCCUAUAGCUGGAAUUCUGCAGCCAAUUCCAGACCCAAACUCUCCCACAAUUCAGCACAUAUCCCAGACUUACAAUAUUACAGUAUCCUUCAAACAGCGCUCAAGAGUUUACGGUGCUACUGUUAUUGUGAGAGGUUCCCAGAAUAAUACAAGUGCUGUGAAGGAGGGCACAGCGCUACUUCUAGAGCAUCUUGCUGGUAGCUUGGCGACUGCUAUUCCAGUCAGCACACAGCUAGAUAUUGCUGCUCAGCAUCAUCUCUUCAUGAUGGGACGUAACGGCUGCAACAUCAAACACAUUAUGCAAAGAACCGGUGCUCAGAUUCAUUUUCCAGAUCCUAAUAAUCCCUCAAAGAAAUCCACGGUCUACCUCCAAGGCACCAUAGAGUCCGUCUGUCUUGCCAGACAGUAUCUCAUGGGUUGUCUUCCACUUGUUUUGAUGUUUGACAUGAAAGAAGAGAUUGAUGUAGAGCCACAGUACAUCACUCAACUCAUGGAACAACUGGACGUCUUCAUCAGCAUUAAACCAAAGCCAAAACAGCCAAGUAAAUCUGUUAUUGUAAAAAGUGUGGAACGAAAUGCGUUAAAUAUGUACGAAGCCAGAAAAUGCCUUCUUGGACUUGACAGUAGUGGUGUUACCAUUGCAAGUCAAUCUAUGCUAUCCUGCCCAAUUGCAAUGCCGUGCCAUGGACUGGAUAUUUUAGCAUCUGCUGGAUUGGGACUCACUGGUCUGGGUCUCUUGGGUCCAAAUGCACUAUCAGUUAAUUCGUCUGCAGCUCAAAAUUCCUUGCUGAAUGCCCUCAAUAAUGCUGUUAGCCCUCUACACAGCCCGAGUUCUGCUACACCCAACCAGACUUUGUGGGCAACUUCACUAGCAAACGCCACAAAUGCUACAGGAUUUUCAGCUAUACCACACCUGAUGAUGCCAGCUGCUGCCCAAGCAACGCUAACCAGUUUUCUGCUAUCUGGAGUGCCUAACUUUGGGCAAAACACUCCAUCUCCUCCUCCUGGAUUGACUCCAGUGGAUGUUCAUAUGAAUGGAAUACACUCUGAAUCCAAGAAAGUCUCAUCCAAUUUAAACGGACAUGUAAAGACUUCAAACAUGAAAUAUGGUCCAAUAUCUGCAUCAUCUCUAGGGGACAAAGUGUUAAACUCAAACCUUCCUGAUUCGUCACGACAGUCAAACAGCCAUAAAUCCUCAGAACCCGUGAAUGCCAAGACUGAUUCUGAAGGCUGUAAUGACGCUUUUGUUGAAGUCGGCAUGCCGAGAAGCCCCUCCCAUUCUGCAAACACCAACGAAUUAAAGCAAAUGCUAAAUUCUACCAAAGCACCGUGCGCCAAGAGGCAAACUGUUGAGUUGCUACAAGGCACCAAGAAUUCUCACUUACAUAAUACAGAAAGAUUACUCUCUGAUUCGGAGAUGAGCACUUCUGAAAGUCCAGUGACCGAUAAAAAAGCUCCUGGAAGUGAAAGGGCAGCAGAAAGGGCCGCAGCAGCACAUCACAAUUCUGAGCGAGUACGACUUAAUUCUCAGUCAUCUUAUGCAAAUAUGCAGGCAUAUGACUAUGAACAAAAAAAGCUUUUGGCAACAAAGGCUAUGUUAAAAAAGCCAGUUGUCACAGAAGUAAGGACCCCCACAAAUACUUGGAGCGGGUUGGGUUUCUCAAAGUCAAUGCCAGCGGAAACGAUAAAAGAAUUAAGGCGAGCUAAUCAUGUGUCAUACAAGCCUACAAUGUCAACCACAUAUGAGACACCAUCCAUGUCUCUAUCAAGGUCAAACAGCCGAGAGCAACUGGGAAGCGGCAGUGAUUCUGAUAACUGGAGAGACCGGAAUGGAAUGGAUUCACCCCACAAUGAUUACUCCUCAUCAAUUGGGAGUCCCAAACGAAAACAAAAUAAAUCCACUGAACAUUAUCUUAGCAGCAGUAAUUAUAUGGACUGCAUUUCUUCGCUAACUGGAAGCAACGGUUGUAAUCUAAAUAGUUCUUUCAAGGGAACAGAUCUUCCAGAACUAUUCAGCAAACUUGGAUUAGGAAAAUAUACAGACAUCUUUCAACAGCAAGAGAUUGAUCUCCAGACGUUCCUCACCCUGACAGACCAAGAUUUAAAGGAACUUGGCAUUUCAACAUUUGGUGCUCGAAGAAAAAUGUUGCUGGCGAUUUCAGAGCUGAAUAAAAACAGAAGGAAGCUUUUUGAACCAACCAAUAUACGUUCUUCAUUUCUGGAAGGAGGGGCAAGUGGUAGACUCCCACGUCAGUAUCACACAGACAUUGCCAGUGUCAGCGGUCGCUGGUAGCACCCAGCAAAAAAAACUUAACCAUAACCGCAGACCUGUGGACAGGCAUUACUUUGCAUAUUCUUACCAUCAGCACUUUAAAACUCAAGGUACCAAGGACCAAAGUCCACACAAGUACUUGUGCUUAAAAAACGCUUGUGUUGUCAUUCGGAACACCAAAUGUGGAAUAUGUUGUGUACGCCCAUGUAGACUGGACCGCAUUGCAAUAGCAAAAAAAUAAUGAUUUUAUGUUUUAGUAUUUUAUGUAUAACUACAAUGUAUGCACUGAAAUUUUACCUUUAUAGAAUGAAGAAUGAGUCUCUCAACUAGAGGGCUUGAAUUAAUUGUUUUAUUGUGGAGGAAUUUUCUAGUAUUCAAAAUAAUCAAGAUACUUCUGCACUUUACAUGCUCUGAUUUUGUCUCCUGUGGAAAUGUAACGUUCUCUUAUUUCCAUGAAAACACAAUUUAUUGACACUAAUCAAACAUAGCCUUGUGCUUUUCCAUCAGUUAAAAUAUCAUCAAUGUAUUGUAAAAUAUUACUAUGCACACAUUACGCUGGGACCUGGGAACCUUUUUUAUUUUAUUUUUUAAACUAGUAGAUGAGCUUAUUUUCCCGUCUAUUUAAUAUUCUAUGAACGCUUACAAUGAUACACAUUCACUGUAACAGAUUAAAAGGAAAAAAAAAACAGUAUGGACUUUGUAGUAGAAGCUGUUGCACUCAUGAUAUCUAGAAGCAGGACAGGGAAACAGGUUUUUCGUAUGAUUUAUUUGCAUAUAAUUUAUUUAUACAUAUUUUCAUUACAUUUCUUAUUCCCCACUUAUGAUAUGUAAGUGUAUCUUUAACCCUUUGUGUGCCAGAGGGCUCAAAUGCAUUGUGUAGCCAUGGUACAGCCGUUGCUGGCCAGAAAGGGUUAAUGGAGUAAGAGCUGGUGACAAUAAUUUCAGCAAACGUCCUUGCGCGGAUAUGUAUAGCAAAUUAUUUCUGUUGUCUACAUACCUGAUCAUGUUGGAAGAAGAUGUUUACUUUACCCAUAACCAAAAUUAAACUUAUAUUUUAUAUAGUUUAUUCAGUAUAAAAUAUAUCAACUGUAUGUAUUUCAGUAAUUAACUUUGCCAUUAUAGACUGUGAAAAUGCAAGGCAUCAAUUGUCUGAAUUAUGUUAAGUUUGUAAUUUUUUUGUAUUUGUUUUUGAUCUUCAAGGACACACAAGCAAAUUGCAUAUUUCAUUGAGUACUGUUAUGUUCUAGCUAAAGUUGUCGGCAUGUAUAGUCAUAGAGUUCACUUUAGCUGGGGAAAACUUUUUUUGUUUUUUAUUCUUGCACAAUAUGGGAUACACCUGCAGUGAGCUGUGUCCGUAAGAUACGCUCAAAAUAAGUAGUACUCCAUGGGUUAAUAGCACAGACUGGUGCAAAUAGAGUAACACAAGGCAUGUAUUGCUUUUAUGAUAAAAUUUCUACAGAAAACAUUUGCACACACAAAGGGAAUGUUGUUUUUUUCUGUUAAUUUCUUUUGCUGCUGCUAAUAAUUUUGUGGGCAUAAGCAACGCAGCAAGUAAAUAUCUAUAUUGAUUUCUGAUUGGGCACUAUUUUUUGGUGGUUUUAACUUUGCUCACUUUGUUUGGUAAACCACUUUUAAUAUAUAAAUUUGUGGUAUUAAAAAUUAGUAAACAUUUAUACUACGUGGUCCUCUUGUUAGACCAAUCCCCACAUUUUAAUAAAACACAUGGGUAUUGCUGCAUUUAUAUGCUUUUUUUAAAAAAAAAUUUUUUAGUGUUUUCCUUUAAUGUAGUAAAAUUUGUUUUAAGAUUUUAUUUUAUUUUUUGGUUAUAGUUUUAAAGGACUAAGUGUAGCUUGGGGAUUUUUUUCUUUUUAAAACUGAUCACCCCAAAGGUACUGCAGUUUGAAAGGGUUUUAUUUACACACGUGAAACCACAAGCACACACAAUCACAUGUAUACUGGAGAAUCCUUCUCACUGUUUUUGUUUUUUUUAUUAUUUUGUUAAUGGAACAUGAUGAUACAGAUUACAGUAUUGUCAAUCAGUGCUGCAUUAUGCAAAAGUUUGUUGUUGGAUCCCAUUAUUUGUUACUUCUUUGAUGUGCCUUGAAAGUGACAAUAUAUCUGUAAAUGUAGAACAGAUACAGAUUAUAUUUCAGUGGGGGGUUGACAACUUUUUUUAUUAUUUUUUUAAUUAAAUGUGGAUUGAAAUGGAUUUUUUUAACUAAUCAUUUGUUAUGUUCAAGAAAAUAAAUUUAUAUAACCCAUA